AACUCAGCCACGAAGUGCCUUACAGGGAGCUUGUAUCAAGUCCUUCAAAGCACUGGGGCAGAUGGAAAAAAUUUCCUGCAGCUCAUUCCGGUCACGAGGGCAAAGGAAAACCCGGUUCCAGCGGUUUCUUCUCCCGUGAUAACGAAUGCGCCGUUGCUGAACGUUCACCAGCCUGUCAGGUUGUCUCUGCCUUCGGCGGUCUCCAAUGUCGCUUUGCCAAUGAACGCACAACUGGUACAGCAACUCGGUUCAGCGAAUUACAUCAUCACAACCCAGAAAAGUCCCGCCGAUGCUUCCAAGACCAUACGUGUCGACAACAAGCUUUCUCCCGUUAUCCUGAAAAGGCCACCGUCGAAUUUGCCAUCAAACCCUCAGAUGGGAACCCCUUCUUUCCUAAUCAUGAACGCUGGCCCUGGAUCGGGUCCUAUGAAAACAAUCCCAAUUUUUCCAACCGGUCAUAGCCUGCAGAUACCUGCUCAUGCAGAAGUGAAAUCUGUUCCUGCUUCUUCCUUGCCUUUCUCUCUUCAGCAAAGGAUGCUACCCCCGAACACAAGUAAUGACGCCACCAAGAUCCCUUCUGUUGUAUAUGUAUCCCCUGUGAAUACUUUGCAGACACCCCCGGCCUCUUAUAAACCCAAAAACUCCGUCACGCAGCCUUCUGCGUUCGCUCCCAUGCUCGUUCCAGCGGUGCAGUCAAGUACGACGGCAACUCCUAAAGGACCAUUGAAGUGGGUGGUGCAGGAAAACACGGAGUCCAAAGCUUGCGUCGUUCCGGUAAAGUCGAAUAGCGAGAUGGCAAAUAAGAUACUCGCUCUGAUGUCGGGAGCAAAGACCGAGGACCUGAAUUCGACUAGUUCCAAUGUAGCGAAGUUCAAAGACAAUACUCUUGUCAUGUGCGAUAAUAAGAUUUACUUUUUGACUAAACAAGGAGCUGAACUUAGAAGCACAAUCCACAUCAAGCAGGAGACUCCCGAUAAAACCGCAUUACAGAUAGAGCAAGGGAAGGAUCUGGCCAACAAAGUGGUUGAGGUCGUUCUGUCGAAAAAUAAUUUGCCGCCUCUAAACUCCAAACCAACAUUGGACUCUGCCAGUUCCCCGCUCGUUCUUCCCGAUGCAGGCGUUCCUGCAAAACCCAAAACUUGCACACGCCCCCAAGUCAGUAAAAAAAUACCUGAAGUGAUUUAUAUUGAUGAUGAAGACGACGAGGAAGACGCCAUCCAGAAACCUAAAGGCGCCUCACACUAUCAACCAACUACAACCAGUUCUGCCAAGGUGUACACCCCUUCCGCAUCACUGGGUUCACCCAACACGGAUAACCAGGCCAAAGGCAAGGAAGCGGAGAUGACUAAGAUCACCAAAUCACCAGCGCCCCGUGUCAUUGACGACCGAACCCUGAGGGCUAGAUUUGGCAUUUUCAGAAGAGAAAAGAUCAUUCUGAACAGGAUUCCGCUACUCUGUCCUGAAGGCAAAUCCGAUUCCAGGGAGGUGGAGAAAGACAUGAUGCUGCUCCUCAGCAGCAUGUGCCGCCAUCUUUGUUUGCUUCAUCACCUGGAGCUGACCGUUUCUUGUACCCGACUCCCUGAUGAAGCAGCACCAGAUUGUGCUCAUAAUUUUACUACAAAUCAGAUACAAAGUGAAGGUCCGGAGAAAAGGAAAUCGGCUUUUUCAGAAACAUCUCACAUCUCAAAGCAGAGAAAAAGUGAAGAAACGGAAGACCCGGCCGGAGGUUACCCCAAGCCCUCAUCUUCAACAACCGUACAUGCCCCUGCUGGGUGGUCAGACACGAGAGACACGACUUCCGGGGGAAGAACAUUCAGUUCCCUUGCUGGGAAAGAGACUGGAACAAAGGCGGCCUGUGGAAAUCCGAGCACUUCACAGUCCGCCCAGAACAGCGGUCCGGAAAUGUAUACCGAUCCCUCAGGCAGCCAUUCCUUCUAUACCAGCCAGGAUAUCUCGGGACAUUUCAGUGAAGCUCCUCUGCCGAGACAAAGGUUUCACAUCGAGUCAUCCGCGUAUCCCGACGAAACUACCAAGGACGAAAAAAUUCAGCGCCUGAAAGAAGUGUUGAAGGAACGGGAGCAAGCUCUGGAGGCUUUAAGACGACAGAAGUGGUCCUAGAAUUCACAUUAAAGGGUGAGGG
Nanorana parkeri is the source of this 2140-nucleotide messenger RNA. RefSeq names its product ligand dependent nuclear receptor interacting factor 1 (gene LRIF1). The record is from RefSeq and is a predicted model, not a curated record. The transcript is spliced from 5 exons. The annotation marks the transcript as partial. Lineage: Eukaryota; Metazoa; Chordata; Amphibia; Anura; Dicroglossidae. Gene Ontology annotation, molecular function: nuclear retinoic acid receptor binding. Gene Ontology annotation, biological process: regulation of DNA-templated transcription.